AGCACACAACCAAUUAAACACAAUCAACCAUACGCGCCUGUCCACACAAGCAGACCGCUACAGGCGUGUUCAGCGUACGGCCUCUCAUCAACGCUCGGGGUUAGGAAGCGCCUCGGCCCGACGAGAAAUCUUGGUACGUACGGGACAAGCUGCGGCGUAUAACCGAAGGAGACACAAGGAUGGAGAACGAACAGAGAAGUCCCCAGGAGAGAGACCCGAGCCCCCGCCCGUCGUCCUCGGACCCCCCGCCGGACCCCCCGGGCGCGACCAUCGGGCCGAAUGCCAUCAUCCCAGCUGACAAGUCGGACGAAAGGAAGGACGAAACCGACACGGUGCCCGUCCAGGUGACUCAACAUACCAACAACCAGGUCCGGAGUGUGAUGUUGUACGGUGUACCCAUCGUGGCGCUGGUUAUAGACGGGAAAGAGAGGCUAUGCCUGGCGCAGAUCUCCAACACCCUACUGAAGGGUUACAGCUAUAACGAGAUCCACAACCGCCGCGUGGCCCUGGGCAUCACCUGUGUUCAGUGCACGCCUGUGCAGCUGGAGAUCCUGCGGCGGGCCGGGGCCAUGCCCAUCUCCUCCCGCCGCUGCGGCAUGAUCACCAAGCGGGAGGCCGACCGGCUCUGCAAGUCCUUCCUGGGCGACAUCAGCCCGCCCAAACUCCCGGAGAACUUCGCCUUCGACGUCUACCACGAGUGUUCGUGGGGCUGCCGGGGGAGCUUCUACCCCUCCCGCUACAACAGUUCCCGCGCCAAGUGCGUCAAGUGUGGCUACUGUAACGUCUUCUUCUCCCCGAACAAGUUCAUCUUCCACUCGCACCGCAUGUCGGAGUCCAAGUAUCAGCACCCGGACGCCGCCAACUUUAACUCCUGGCGACGGCACAUGAAACUGGCCGCGGACAAGCCGUCCGAGGACCUGGUCUUUGCCUGGGAGGACGUCAAGGCCAUGUUCAACGGCGGCAACAGGAAAAGGGUUUCGUCCAGCCAUUCCCCGCACAACGUAGAAGCCGCCAAGAAGCGCAGGUUGGAGCAGGAGUCCCACAUGGGAGAGCUCCCGCACCCCAGUCCUGCCGUCCCGUCGUUCCCCGUCGUACCGGUACCGAACAGGUCUUACAGCCUACAGCUCCAGUCCCUGCCGAGCAACAUGAACAUUCCCCACACCGUCGGCACCCACCCCUCCCUCACGCCCGGGGUCCCCACCGUCAGUCGACUGUCCGCCGCGAACGUCAAGAACGCGUGGGGGCCUAAAACAGACGGGUUCGAGCCGUGGAACCUCCCCUGGUUCAACGGCAUGAUACCUCCCCCUCUGCUGGCGGCUAAGUCCAGUUUUAUCGACCCUCCGCUUGCUGCCACCGACCUCCUGAAGAACCUCCGGCGACCGGACGCCGACAGCUCGAAAUGUCUGGCAAAGGAAGGCCCCGACUCCCACGCAAAGAGAGACGACGCGGCUCCGCAAGCAAGAAUUACUCUAGGCGAAAACGGAAGAAAACUCCUCUCCCUGAUGGAGCAAGAGCAAGAGCACGAGCACACCUCGGCCUUCAGACCUGUUAUCAAACACAGUUGUGAGAGUUGUAAAGCCACUCAGUCUUCGGCGUGUGACUGCGUACCAUCAGGCAGCACCUCUCACAACCUACACGAAUAUCCCCCCGCUCAAGCGGCCGCUGAGAACAACAACGGCAGCGGCUACGACGUCGACAGCGACGCGCGGUCCUAUCUCAGUGACAUCAACGUCACGGACGACUGUAUGAGCGACGACGCCAGCGACAAGGACCACCCGAGUGGUCGUCAAACCAUCGCGGAGGGAACGCCGCCCUCCCCGGCCUGUGGUGACAAUGGCUUCGCCGAGGAUAAGACGGAAGCGACAGACCCUAGCACGUUGGAGCCAGCUGUUACAGAGUCGGAACAGAUGGAAGAUGCUACCACAAGCUCGCACAAUGACAACAACGAGUUCAACUCGCAUAGCGCGGGGACCAACUCCUCAGCGAGUAGCGAAGGUGGCACGGAAGACCAACCCGAGACAAGAGAAGGCCCAGGUCUGACGCCUCCACACAAGACACCUCCGCCCACCUGCACGGAAACAAAGGAGACCAGGGGAGACUCUCCAACAAGCGCCCAGAAUAAGCAGCCAGAGGCGUCCAGUCUGCCCUACUCGGUGGGACAACUGUUGUGCGCCAGCCCCAAAUCUAAGGACUCCGGGAGAAAAGACUCCCUGCCGGACGGUGCAGCCGGGGUGACUCUGGACAGGAACUCAACUGUAUCCGCCAGUCCCUCAGACGAAUCUGACAAUCAUGAGUUUGAAGACAUCCGACGCCAGUUGGCAACUAUGACAAAAGAGGAACUUGAGAGAGAACUUUCAAGACAGAGGGAGGCAAGGCAGCGAAUAGAGAAGGAAUAUCGUAUCUUACAAGACACUUUCCAAGAACAGGUCAAGCGCGAGCUGACAUACAGACAAGAGAUGGUGGAACAGAUCCGUCUCAUUCGAGAUACGCUGUGUCAGGAGCUGGACCAGGAGAGGAGAGCACGGCUGGCUGUGCAACAAAAACUCAAAGAGGCCCACGACGCGCUACACCACUUCUCGUGCAAGAUGCUGGCAUCUCAACAUUGCAACGAAUGCAGCGACAAGUAAACAUCACAUCAAGUGCAUCAUCAUCCAUAAACGCACGGUUGUGUAGUCUUUAAAUAGUUCAUUCACAUGUUCGUGACUGCUCAGUAAAAAUGUCACAACUGUUAGCCUGGAAGUUGAACAAGAGUAAGGCUAGUGAAAUUCCUCUCGAGUAAAAAUAACGACUCAGUCUAACAAUUGUACAGCAAAUGUACAGUGUGUAUAUUUUGAGUUGAGUUUUACUGUACACAGUGAGAGGG
Molecule: messenger RNA, 2863 nt
Organism: Branchiostoma belcheri (Belcher's lancelet)
Lineage: Eukaryota; Metazoa; Chordata; Leptocardii; Amphioxiformes; Branchiostomatidae
Product: SKI family transcriptional corepressor 1 homolog-B-like
Exons: 10
Coding region: 180-2627 (815 amino acids)
Biological process (GO): negative regulation of BMP signaling pathway; negative regulation of transcription by RNA polymerase II
Cellular component (GO): nucleus; transcription regulator complex
Molecular function (GO): DNA-binding transcription factor activity, RNA polymerase II-specific; RNA polymerase II cis-regulatory region sequence-specific DNA binding; SMAD binding
Source: RefSeq, a predicted model, not a curated record